Molecule: messenger RNA, 2825 nt
Organism: Penaeus vannamei (Pacific white shrimp)
Lineage: Eukaryota; Metazoa; Arthropoda; Malacostraca; Decapoda; Penaeidae
Source: RefSeq, a predicted model, not a curated record
CGGCCUUCGUCCGCGACUGUGCAAGAUGGACCGCCGAAGUGUAAAAGUCAUUAAGAAGAAAAACACAGUAUAACUGGCGUCUGGUUCGCUCGCAGUCGCCCAAGACUCAGGGUCGCUUGCGGGAAAGACACCUAUAAGUCUGGCGGCCGCCGCAGGAGCCGCAGUUCACAAUGUGGCGUCGAAGGGGAAACUUGGCGUCCGCCUGCUUCGGCCUCCUUCUGCUGCUGUCUGCUUCUGCCACCGGCUCGGCCCCUGAAGCAGACGAGCUCCUAGCAGGCGGCGCAGACCUCGCGGCCGAGGAGUCUCUCUCUGCGCCCAUCUUCCUCACCAUCGUCCAGAGAACCAAAGAGGCAGACUAUUUCAUUGAUGACCACCACCCUUACCCUCCUCCUCCUCCUCCUCCGCCUCCUCCUCCCCCUCCUUCCGAGCAUUCUAUGAGCAAGAAUAUUAUCCUCCUCCUCCACCGCCACCGCAUUACCAUCCUUACGACCCCACAGCCAAAAUACUACCGCGCAUCGGAGUACGGGGAGCCUAAAUACAACCCGCCCGAUUUUUACCAUGAAACUGACCACCACCAUGAGCUGGAAUACUAUUCUUCCCUGCCGCCUCCUCCUCCUCCCCCUCCUCCACCGCACCCGAAACACGUCAAGGGCCAUUACUAUGAACCUCCGACCUACCACCCCGUUAUCCACCACGAACCGAAACACACUGAUUACUUACCCCGCCCCCACCUCCGCCUCCGCCACCACCCCCUUACCACGAACCCAAAUACACGAAGGAGGCCCACUACCAUGCUCCCGAUUACUACCACCAUGAAAUAAACCACUAUAAAUCAAUCCCAACCAAAUACGAAUACCACCUAAACAUCCACGACCGGAAGGACAGCUAUGAGCCCGUGUACCCCCCUCCCCCCAAGUACCACCACCCUAGUCCUGCCCCUACUCGACCCACGCAGAGUCAAUAGAGGAAGUCAAGCACGAGUACCGCAAGGGGUCCAGGUCGUUCGAGCACAGCGUGAGCCGGGUGCCUCCCGUCCACGUGUACGGGGACGACCUGUACAAGGACGCUCCCCCGCACGGCUUCAUCACGGCCAAGUACGAGGCCGCCCAUCAUCCGCCGCCGCCCGUACCACCACUACAGCGCCCCGUCGCCUUUACCCAGCCCACAGCUGAAGAGGCGCAAACCUCCACAGUGCCUCCCAGUCCUAGGCUGCCGGUGACCUCGCUAUCCACUACCGCUGCUGCUACUGCUUCCACCAUUCCUAGUGCACCCACUACUACAACAGAAUUUCCCGAGGUUCUCGAUCUUCCAACCAGCAUGUCUACAGCCCAGGAACCCCUCGUAACUACCACAGUUAUUACAGAAAUUUUAACCACUUUGCCUGUUUCAGUAGACACAACACCGACACCUCUGAUCACUCAAGAGACUCCUGUAACUCUAUCGACACUUUCAAGCGUAACGUUUUCUCCGUCGUUAGCUAAUAGUUCACCUCCCACUGAAGAUUUCCGUGUUUCGGAGCUGGAAAUUCAAGAGUUACCUAGUAGAGUUCCUAUCAAUUCUUUGCCAGAGUCUAAUAGCAGAGAGCCUUUAGACCCAAAGACUUUUCCCACAGCGACAAAACCCACUCUUAGGCUACGUAGUCCGCCCACGGCAGCAGCAACUUCCUCCCCAGUACCAUUGCCCCCGACAACAUUCGACUCCAUCCUGACAACCAACACUCCUGACGUGCACUCCGAGGAAACUGAGGAUCAGCUUCCCGUGACUAAAGACCCACAUUUAAGUUCUGAAACUAAUUUCGCGGCAAACCCAACAAGAGCGACUUCGAGAGACGAACUACAGAAACUCAGAGUGACUGGGACGAGUCAAGUAAUGUGGCCAACAUCAUUAAGGACAACGACAGAUAAAGGGAACAGGCUGAUUGUUACAAGAAAAUCUAAAAACGAAAAAAAUCUCUUUGAUAUAUUUUUUCCAAGUCAGGCAUCCAAAUCUAAAAUUUCGUUGCCUUCUCCAGAUGAUAUAAACACAAAAGAUUUACGUAGAUUAGCAAAGUUUCUUUUAUCUGACGUAUCCAACAAAAGGGCUCUUGAGGUUCAAACUGCAGAUAUGCAAAAGCGAAAUGAAACCAACAAAACAAAGACAGAAAGACAACGGCAAUUUGAUGUGAGUAACGAACCUGACGACACAGUUGAAAACACGCAGGACCUACCAAUACAACAGUUGCCCUCUGAUCCUGUGACAGAAGUAGGAUUUAAACCUAUUAUAUUUCCUAGUGAGUCUAGUAAUGGCAACGCACAGGAACAAGGCACUCCAGCAUCCAUGUAUAAUUCAGCUCAGUCUUACCCAAUGCCCCCGCCCGGGAUGUAUGGCUCCCCUCCCUCCCGGGGCACAAUGUACAGGCAGGCCCACCGCGGCCUCGCGCGGGGCUCGACGUCCCCGAGGUGGGUGCGCCGAAGGACGCGGACGAGGAAGAGGAAUAUUCCCGGUGAUUUCCAACUCUGACCCGCAUUCAGAGUUUUAUUUAAGGCUUUGCACAAGCGUUCACUCAGGUUACGUUAAUCAAUAUAGUCGUUUCCAGUACACAGAAUUAGAUUUUGUGUUUCAAGGAGGAUAUAGGAUAAUGUCUCUUGCUCCUUUCUUGAUCUCUCAUUUCUCCUUUUACUUUUUUCCUAAUGCAUUAGCCGGUUUCAGUUCGUCACGGCCGUGGUCACUGUUGUAACAAGGACUUACUAGUCUAUGAAAGACUGUGAAGAUUAUUAAUGUCUUUAUUUAAUUAUAAAAUAGAGUAGUAUAUUUUUAUAGAUAUAUAUUUUUUGAAAUAAAGGAUG